GACAAGUACUUUGCUCACACUAGGAUGCACAAGCAUGUUUAAAUUUUAGCUUAAACGACUUUCUCGCAAGCAUCGAGACCGUAUAGAUUAAUCUUUGUACAGCGAUUACUGCGGAAUAUCUCCGUCUCGCCCAUCGCGGUCUUUCCAAGGAGAAGAUAGGUCCGUCAUCUAGUGGUCGACGCGGUUACUGGCAACGGCUAUUGCUGCUUUGUUGCUAUCAGUGACUCAACCGUUUUAUAUCGACAAUGAUCACUGCAUCGUUGGGACCACUGGAUUUUUCCCCGGAGCCUGAUCUUCAUCCUUUGUACCCGAGUUCCAGUUACAUAUCCCACUCGCUGUCACCUGAUUCGGGCUUAGCUCCCUCCCAAAAGUCUGAACUCGUAUCCCAUUCUCUGUCACGAGCGUGCAUAUUCGGGGAUCUAUCGCUUCUCCAGUAUCUUCUGUCCGACCAUCAAUCACAACCUCACGUCGACCUCAGCGUACGCGACGAAGACGGGCUUAGCUUGAUCAGUCUUGCAAUCCUAGGUUUCGGGUCUGAAUCGGAGAGAGAUGUUGAGCGUGAAGAGUGUGUUCGGCUACUGAUUGCACAAGGAGCUGACGCUACCUCUGCGGACAAAGCCGGCUGGACUGCCCUGCAUCACGCUGCAGUUCUUUGUCCUCCAACUCUCGUUUCCCAUUUGAUGACGCAUGGAUGCUCCCCUUUCGCAGAAACACGUCGACGGCUGACGCCGCUCGAUAUAGUGACUGCCCACACGGUUCUGCCAGGGCGUGACGACAUUGCGCUGUUACUUGAAGAAGCAAUGCGUAGCCAAGGGUGGAUGGGUGGUAGGAUGGAGGAGAAGCGGAGAGCGUUGGACGAGAAGCUUAAACGUAAAGGGAGACAAAAAAGCGUCCGCGAGAAUGUCUCAAAAGUGCUUGGCCUACAGAAUCAAUGGUGGGGUUCCCAUGAGGAAGAUGAAAGUUCCUCGUCAGAUGAUUCUGACAGCGAGGAUGACGAACUUGACGAAGAACUGUAUACUCCGUUGUUAGACUUCACAUCCAUGCUCGCAUGGUCUCCACAAGAGUUGUCGCAUAUUUUCGACGCAGUCAUCACGACCUCUCAUACAUCUGUUCGGAAUUCUCAACCUGCGAUUACUUUAUAUCUUAUGGCGCGUUUUGCAUGCUUAACAUGCGAUCAAACAUGGCUUGAAGAUCUCGUACUGGGAGCGACGGAUGCAAUCGAAGAGAAGUUUUUUAGCCGUCCAGAAGAUAUUGCUUGUCUCGUAUUUUGCUUAUACAAUUCCACCAUAUGGUUGCACCUCAUGCAGUGCGACAACGCUAUAAACGAGGGUUGUGAGAUGCUAGGCUCAUUCGAACUCCUCGAGCAAGUGAUCAACUCUGUGUUCGUAUUCGUCAUUCGUUACGCUGAGCGUCGGAUAGACCAGUUACUGGAUGCAGCAAUACUGGACAGCUCACCCGUGUCUUCGGAAUUCGAAUCAGUGCAGUUUGAAUCAGAAUGGUCAUUCUUGAGGCCGUUCAGUGCCAAGAAGAAGACGAGUACGGCAAAUACUCCAAAUCAUGGAACACCGAAGAAUGGCACACCAUCUUCACCUCCUUUUCUCCCGAGUCGCCCACCAUCUCCGUCCCCAUUGUUGCACGGCCCCGCGCCUGUCACACCUAAAGGAUUAUCGUCUUUGAGACAAACCCUUUCGCGCGCAAGAGCACCUUCGAUGGGAUUCAACACCAUUUCUGAUGUCUCACAGACUUCAGGAUUACGGGACCUGACUUCAUUCUUGACGGCGUUACAUAGACUCUUAACCCUUUCGGACAUCAAUCCUGUGCUAAUAAUUCAAUUCUGGUCUCAAGUAAUGUACUGGACUUCGUGUGAAUUAUUCAAUCGAGUUCUGACCAGGAAAAAGUAUCUCUGCCGGUCUAAAGCGGUACAGAUCGGCAUGAAUCUGGUCGUGCUGGAAGAGUGGGUAGAAGAUAUGGGUUUACCUCGUGGAAUUGCAUCCCAUCUUACACCUGUACGGGACUUGCUGAACUGGCUUCAGCGCCUCUCAUCGAUUACAGAUUUCUCCAACCUGGUGGCUACUAUACAGACAAUGAAGAGUAUUAACCCAUUACAAAUGCGACGUGCUGUGCGAGAUUACAAAUACGAGGUUAAUGAGGGGAGGAUGACAGAGGAGUGCAUUCAGUAUUUGACGCAGCUCCAGAAGGACUGGGAACGCCAUCGUGUUAAGAUGGGUGUUGAAGCCAUGCGCAAGGAGAUGAGCGAGCGUGAACGCGAACGCGAACUUGAAGAUAGCACGGCGAGCGAAGCUAAUGCAAGACCUGCAAGCAUCAACACCUCUUCAGAAACCUCUGCCGCCCAGCACAGCAUCGACAUCUUGUUCGAUCGUUCCCACUCACAGUCUGAAUGGGAGCCCGCCAAACCACCCCAAGUUCUAGGGGAGCUUCUUGAUUCUCGUCAUAUGCUACCUCUGUUCCUUCCGUCGGACCCUCGUAUGCUUUCUGCGACACCCGAGAAACGGAUGGUUCCCGGAUACGGUGAGCUGGCAGAUGCGCGACCCGCUGCCAGUGCUCAGAGCACCAGCCGAGCAAGCACUCUCGAUGGAGGGGCAAUGAAGUGGAGAUGUCGUAGUAGAAGGGUACGGAACGUCGAUUUCGAAACACUACAGUGGGUCGACAGGUUCAGGACUAAACCGCAGAAAUUGCAAGUGUCCGUGCCUGGAGAAGCGUACGAGGAGACCUACCCAUCCACACCAUUGUCCGAUGACAUGGAUGACUUGCGCAUCAACACUGAUGUCCCCCGCGCCGUAUCGCACGGCACACCACUUACCAAGAGACCAUCAGCCCGUAGUAGAGGGCGCCUCAGUCUUAUUGGAGAACCUGUCACACCAAUUUUGUUGUGAAUCGUCAGACUCAUCUAUUCAUCUAUCUGCCAUUGCUUCACCUCGAUACCGCACUAGUGUUGGACUUUCGUACAUUACGCAUACAUUGUGUUACCGUUACAAGAAUGUGUUGACCUGUUUCGCAUCAUUGGAUUGUCGUACAAGGUCAACUCGACCGACAAGCUUAAGGGAGACUAAAUAUAUAUAGAAGG
Molecule: messenger RNA, 3085 nt
Organism: Suillus paluster
Lineage: Eukaryota; Fungi; Basidiomycota; Agaricomycetes; Boletales; Suillaceae
Product: DIL domain-containing protein
Exons: 10
Coding region: 246-2894 (882 amino acids)
Molecular function (GO): GTPase binding
Source: RefSeq, a predicted model, not a curated record